This is a messenger RNA of Pan troglodytes (chimpanzee), 3286 nucleotides long. It is a transcript of the gene TMPRSS11A, whose product is annotated as transmembrane serine protease 11A. Gene Ontology annotation, cellular component: extracellular region; plasma membrane. The coding region runs from base 40 to 1242 and encodes 400 amino acids. Gene Ontology annotation, biological process: proteolysis. The transcript has 9 exons. The record is from RefSeq and is a predicted model, not a curated record. Gene Ontology annotation, molecular function: serine-type endopeptidase activity. NCBI's taxonomy places the organism in Eukaryota, Metazoa, Chordata, Mammalia, Primates, Hominidae.
GUAGGAUUUGGCACCCGAAGCAGAAAUCUGAAGCCAUGGAUGAUUGCCGUUCUCAUUGUGUUGUCCCUGACAGUGGUGGCAGUGACCAUAGGUCUCCUGGUUCACUUCCUAGUAUUUGACCAAAAAAAGGAGUACUAUCAUGGCUCCUUUAAAAUUUUAGAUCCACAAAUCAAUAACAAUUUCGGACAAAGCAACACAUACCAACUUAAGGACUUACGAGAGACGACUGAAAAUUUGGUGGAUGAGAUAUUUAUAGAUUCAGCCUGGAAGAAAAACUAUAUCAAGAACCAAGUAGUCAGACUGACUCCAGAGGAAGAUGGUGUGAAAGUAGAUGUCAUUAUGGUGUUCCAGUUCCCCUCUACUGAACAAAGGGCAGUAAGAGAGAAGAAAAUCCAAAGCAUCUUAAAUCAGAAGAUAAGGAAUUUAAGAGCCUUGCCAAUAAAUGCCUCAUCAGUUCAAGUUAAUGCAAUGAGCUCAUCAACAGGGGAGUUAACUGUCCAAGCAAGUUGUGGUAAACGAGUUGUUCCAUUAAACGUCAACAGAAUAGCAUCUGGAGUCAUUGCACCCAAGGCGGCCUGGCCUUGGCAAGCUUCCCUUCAGUAUGAUAACAUCCAUCAGUGUGGGGCCACCUUGAUUAGUAAUACAUGGCUUGUCACUGCAGCACACUGCUUCCAGAAGUAUAAAAAUCCACAUCAAUGGACUGUUAGUUUUGGAACAAAAAUCAACCCUCCCUUAAUGAAAAGAAAUGUCAGAAGAUUUAUUAUCCAUGAGAAGUACCGCUCUGCAGCAAGAGAGUACGACAUUGCUGUUGUGCAGGUCUCUUCCAGAGUCACCUUUUCGGAUGACAUACGCCGGAUUUGUUUGCCAGAAGCCUCUGCAUCCUUCCAACCAAAUUUGACUGUCUACAUCACAGGAUUUGGAGCACUUUACUAUGGUGGGGAAUCCCAAAAUGAUCUCCGAGAAGCCAGAGUGAAAAUCAUAAGUGAUGAUGUCUGCAAGCAACCACAGGUGUAUGGCAAUGAUAUAAAACCUGGAAUGUUCUGUGCCGGAUAUAGGGAAGGAAUUUAUGAUGCCUGCAGGGGUGAUUCUGGGGGACCUUUAGUCACAAGGGAUCUGAAAGAUACCUGGUAUCUCAUUGGAAUUGUAAGCUGGGGAGAUAACUGUGGUCAAAAGGACAAGCCUGGAGUCUACACACAAGUGACUUAUUACCGAAACUGGAUUGCUUCAAAAACAGGCAUCUAAUUCACGAUAAAAGUUAAACAAAGAAAGCUGUAUGCAGGUCAUAUAUGCAUGAGAAUUCAACUAUUUAGUGGGUGUAGUACAACAAAGUGAUAUUAAAUUACUGGAUCUAGUAACACGAAACACACAACGUAAGUUAUUUAGAAUCACUUUAAUCAACCAAUAAUCCUUAGCCAAUUUAUAAGGGACUUUUAUUUGUAAAGUAAUGGAUCUGGCUUGAAAAAUAUGGUAGAGAUACUUAGCUCUUUAAAUCACGAAUGUUGAAGUACCAGUGAGACUCAAUACAUAUUUUUGAAGAUAGUCCAUGGGAUUUUUAGAUUGUCGUUGUCAAGGGUCUCCUUUUAACUGAGAAACUUUUUGAACUCACAAAGUGUUCAAGAAACCCUUGUAUAAUUCCCUACAUUUCUCUCGAGCUCACAAAUACUUUUUUUUUCUUUUUCCUUAUUCAAUCAGAUUUUUCAAAGUACCUUUCCACCAUAGGAAAUGAAUUUUCUACUUCUACACCCAUUUGAGAGACACCAAUAAAAGAAAGUCAUAUGUAGGAAACAAAGUCUGAUAGUAAAACAAGCCAGAGAUCUUCUAACUUUUUUUAGUUAUAAAACCUCUAAUUUUUUGGUGACUUUUCUACACACACACACACACACACACACACACAUACACACAGUCACAUAGAUAUUCUUAUCCUACAGAUAUAAUCAGAAAAAUCCCGAUUAAUGAAUUAUAUAUAGAUAGAUAGAGUGAUUCGUUAAUCAAAACUAUGUAUUUGUUAAAAAUUUGGGAGAAGGUGAUGGUAAUUUCAUUAGUCCCAAAACACCGGCAUAAGAAAUUUGACGUUUCACAGAUGCACUUACAUAUUUUGACCACAAGGGAGAAAUUUUGUGCAUUAUUAUUGUAGGGUUAAACGCCUGAAAAAAAUAAGCAUUUACUAAUACCUUGAAAAAUCAAAGAACAUUAUCUUCCUCUGUAGCAAGAAAAAUUUUAUGCCCUCGCAUUGCUACAGCCAAAUAGCUUAUAAGGCUUAUGGCAAUGUCCCAACUAUUGCAAUCAUAAAACCCUAGUUUUAGAAAAAUUUGAAAAUAAAUAUAAAAUUUGAGCACCUACUGCAUAUAACACAUGUGGCUAUAACAUAUAACAUAUAGUAUGUUUUCUCUUUUGGACCACUUUGUUAUAUGUGGUCCACAAGAGAAAACAUACUCCAUCAGCAACGUGUCUCCUGAAGUCAUUAGGAGAGUAAGGCUCAUGUAUUUUGUAAUACAAUUAAAUUAAGGCUUUAUGGAAGCAAUUAUUCUGCUUGGCAAUGCCUGUGAAAUAUUAUGGUCUGCAGGCUGGGGAGUCAUUUACUCAUUUAGCCCAUAUAUAAGACAAAUCAUUGGAACGAUGAACUUGCUUUAUAAUAAUUUCCCUCACAUGCUAUUGAGAAGGCAUGAAAAUAAUCCUAAAAUAUCUAAAAGAGAUAUGCAGUCACUCAUAAAACACUUGAUUCAUAAUUUAGACUCAUAGAAUUUUAAAGCUGAGAAGAGAUUGCAUGUCACAUAGGCCAAUAUACUUAUGUUAUGUUUAAGAGAACUGAAGCCAGAAAACAUAAAUGACUCAAUGAAGCAAUAGGUAGUCUGAAUCAACAAUGGGCCUAGAACACAGGUACCAGUUUCACCUUCCCUUUUUCUUACAAAGUAUCUUUAUUAUUGCCUAUUUUUAUUGAAUCAUCAGAUCUAUAAAAUUUUAAGUGAGAGCUAUUGAACCUGUAUUAAGGUAGAAAACUCUUAAGAUAAGAAUUUUAAAUGAUGAGAUUCAUUUAGGCAGCUGGCUGCCAAUUCUCUGAAUUCACUUCAAGACAAAGUUUCUUCUUCAUAUAUAAAUAUUCAUAGGCAUAUAAAUUAUUCUAUAUUAUGGUGGUAAAACUUAAUGCUGACUUUGGAUGUUCAGAUUCAGGAAAUGAUCUUAGAAUUAUAAACUUUGUAUUUUUAAACUAUUUGGUGCAGCAUUUCAUUUUGGGUCACAUGUAAGCAGAUAUUGAUAUGUCAUUUUUAAUCUAAUAAAGUUGGUGAUC